Molecule: messenger RNA, 1928 nt
Organism: Austrofundulus limnaeus
Lineage: Eukaryota; Metazoa; Chordata; Actinopteri; Cyprinodontiformes; Rivulidae
Product: signal-transducing adaptor protein 1
Exons: 13
Coding region: 130-1314 (394 amino acids)
Molecular function (GO): signaling adaptor activity
Source: RefSeq, a predicted model, not a curated record
GACCGGUUCCUGCUUUGCUUUGCUUUACCUUUAUAUAAAAAGAGGUGAACACCGCGCUGAACAAGAAGAAGAGAGAGAAAAUAACUCCAGUAGUUUCAGACAAUCUUUGAGCUGUCGCGCUCCUGAGGAAUGGCAAUGCGAAAGGGCCGGAAGAAGAGCCAGCUGCCCGAGUGUUACUAUGAGGGUUACCUGGAGAAAAUGUCCUUCAGGGAUCAGACCUCUCAGAAACUGUGGACCUGCCUUUGUGGAAACACUCUGUUUUUCUUCAGUGACAAAAGAGACUCUGAUUAUUUAGACAAAGUUGACCUCACAGCGCUGAUCUCAGUGGAAGAUGACGACAACCCAGACAACGAAACUUAUUCGACCAGAUUCACCGUUCAGCUGCGGAGUGGAAGCCUCAAAUUCAUUGCUUCAAGCACAGAAGCUCGAGAGCUUUGGAAAGGAUUCAUUCUUUCUGUGGGUCAGCUGUCAGUGCCCUCCUCCCUCAACCUGCUCCCAGGUCAGAUCCACAUGAUGGGAGACGCAGUUCACAAGGAACAGGAGAGGCAGGCUGACAUCAGUCCAUCUGCUGCCACCGACUGCACUCCUCCUAACACCAUCCAAUCAGACAUGCCUUCUUGUUUCUUCGAGGUGCCUCGACUCGAAGCCGAACUUCUGCUGGAGAGAGAAGCCAGCAAAGGAAACCUGUUGAUGAGACCUGGAAGAAGCUUGAACUCUUACGCCAUCACCAUAAGAAUGGAGUCUACCGGAGCUAUAUUCAAACAUUACCGUGUGCUUUGUGAUGAAAACGAGGGUUUCUAUAUUGCCCUGGCAGAACCUGUCUUUGGUAAAACGCUGCAGGAUCUUGUCGACCACUUUGUGAAAAUUAAUAAAGAUUCUUUUAAACCCCUGGUCAUCGAGGCACAUUACGAUGACAAGAUAUGUUUUAUUUCAUCUGAUAAAGAAAGUGGAGAGAGGACUCUGCAACCUUUGUUAGCAUCCCCAGCAGCUGCGCCUCACAAACAUGUUGAUGAAAAAUUGACAACUACUGAAGCUGAAGCAGGUGGAGAACAAAAAUCAUCUCUGGCUGAUAUGGAGUACGAUGAAAAGGAGAGCAGGGAUUCUUCAGCUGUUGCAUCAUCAUCAGUGGCGCCCCCAAGGAGGAUCCUGAUGCCUCCAUCUCCUUUUCCACGCAAAGGUAGCGUUGCCUCCCCGGCCAACAACCAGGGAGAUUCCAGGAAAUUAAGGAACACAGAGGAACAGAGGCGGCUUCUUAUGCCAGCGAUAUCUGAGCUAAAACUCAAGUUGGGACAGAAGCUAAAGCUUCAGGAUUAAUGCGGAGCGACAGAACCAGGCUGUGUUCCCAUGCCUCACUGCACAACGAGCAGCUCCUCCUCCUGCUCAAUAAGCUGUCUCAGAAGACUUACAUUUUAUUGAUUCUCCUCUCUUGAACAUCAUUAACAAAGGAAAUUGCUGUGAAAACAGGUGUAAAUGUCUUAUAUCCUCUUGCUUGUUUUGCACAUUUGCUGCUGAGCUUCCUCUCAUCAGAUCGUUUUAAAAUGUUCUGAAUAAUUUACAUAUUUUCACUGCAUCAUGUGAUAUUUAAGACUGCAAAAUGUAUUACUUUUAUGUACACUGUGAACACAAAGCUGGACUUUAUUUAACCACAUGUGCAAUAUACAGGUAAUUACAGUAAAUCUGUCGCAUUGUAACAAGUUGAAUGAAGCAACUUCUAGUAUGUGCUAUGAAGCUAUUUGAAGAUUGGUUUAGUAUUUAUUUACAGAAUACAUUUGUAAAUACAUUUUUUUUUAUUAAUUUUACACUUUCAAGCCUUUACAGUUCUGUUUUUGUAUUUUAUUUUGAAAAAAACUCCUAAGAAGUAAGUGUUUCACGUUUUUAUUACUGAUACAUUAUUGUGGAAAACUAUUUACAAUAAACUGAUAUUUUUA